UCCCAAGCCACACUAACGUGGAUGAACACAGAGGCACAGGAAUAGCCGAAUAGACACGCAGGUCCGGGCAACUCCUCUCGCAGUGCUGAAGCUAGCUCCCCUCCAUUGCUUCCUGGAUGCCAGGGACCAUCUUAGUCACAGUUCUGGAAUUGAUGGAGGUGCAGCUUCCAUCUGCAUCAACUUCAUCAUCACCGGGAGAAGCAAAUACGGUGUUGGUGAAGGUUUCUCAUGGAAAGAGAGAAUACAGAACGGAGCCUCAUUAUGCAGAAGGAAACAGGCGUGGCAUAGUUUGGGAAUCAUCAGAUUUCUCGUUCCCGGUGUUUAGUCUCCGCGACAAUUUGACUAUUUCUGUUCUUGAUUGCGAUGAGAAUGAAAUUGGUCGAGCUGAUAUUAGAAGCCAUUCUAUAAUAGAAAAGGGGUUGUGGGACGACAUGUUCCCACUCAAGGGUGGUGGCUCAGUGCACCUCAAGCUGCAAUUCGUCUUGUCUGAUGCGGAGCAACAGAGAAUUCGGGCCAUGGAACCUGCUGCAUUGAAGAAGAAAGAAGAGGGAACCCUUAAGGAAAGUCUGCCCGAAGUUUGUGUUGAGAAGGUUCCAAGUGUUGACCAUGAAACUUUCAGUUUAGCACCCGGUGUAAUAUCAAGUCCUCAGAAUUUUGUUUUGGAAUCACCUUCUCUACCAUCUGACCAGUCGUCAAGCUCAACAACUCCGCCGUUGUCCUCCGAUGUCAAGAACUGUGAAGAUAAUGUAGCUGGCUACUUGUCUAAGCAUGAAGAACCAUAUCGUGUUGCCUCCGAGAUGGAUAAGCCUCAGUCGUCUAAGCCAGAGGUUACUCCAAAAGGAAAGCUGAGAAAGGUCAAAGAAAUGAUACAAGCUUUCGAGAGCACUACAUCGACGGAAAAAAAACGUGCAAAACUUUCAAGAUUGGAGACAAAGUUCCACAUGGCUGAGGCAGAUUCACAUGCACAAUAUUCAUGGAAAGUAGAAAGCAGAAUAAAGGAGUCAAGCAUGAUCCAGAAGGAUUCAGGAGCUUUACAUAAAGUUGAUGUACCAAAGCAUUACACUACAGACAAACACAGCAACUUCGGAACUGAAACUGGAAAUGAAGAAACAAAGUUCCAUAUGGCGCAAGCAUUGAGAAAUGGUAGAGAUACACAUUGUUUUCAAGAUUUUGUAGAAAUGGAAGAUGGACGCAAGAAAUCAAAUCAAGAGCCGAGUGAGAAAGAACAUGCAAAACUAACUAAAACAUUUAGUUUCAUUGAAGCAUCAUCAGUUCUGCAAAACCCUCUUAAAAAAGAGAGUUCUUUUACUAGAUCAAAAUCAGCCAGCGAGUUCAAAUCUAGUAAAGUGGAUGUCCAUGUUAAUGUUACGGGAGGCUAUUCACCUGAAAAAUUACUUCCCUUUGAUGUACUUCUGCAGGAGAAAGUUCCCUUAAGAUCAACUUCAACUCAUGAUGCUGAAACUGAAGGUUCAAAUCAAGAACCUUUGCCAGCUAAAAUAUUGGAAAUUGGGUCUUUAAUCUGUGGCAAGCCACAACUGACCAUCAAUGAGAGUAGAAGUUACAAGGGUGACACUCUGCUUCAAUCAACUAAUUUGUGCGAUGCUAAAUCUGUAGGUGCCAAAGUUGUUUUACGGAAUGGUGAAGACGUACCUCAGUUCACAGUAGAUGAUGAAACUGGACAGGUUGCUCAUUUGGGACUUUGCAGUCACCAGUGCAUAAAUAAUGGCCAAAUGGUUGAGAGUGUGGGGAGUUUACCUUUCUAUUGGUUUCCAAAUAAGUAUCAGGAAUCACUUGCAAUGCAUCCUCAAGUGGAGCACCGAGUCUCUGAGAGUCUUACAGAUUACAUCACUUGUGGUGAGAUGAGAUACCUGUGCCUAACAGCUGGAAAUGAACAAGUGAAGAAUCUGGCAGAGAUCUAUAGAACUUCAGAAAAUUGCACAUUGCAGAAAAAAUCAGAUGGAACUCAAGCAGCCAAUAAGGGUUUCAUCGAGAACAUUAAAGAUUCUUCUUGUCAGAAAAAAACAUGUCCUGAUAAUUUGAUGGGCGCACUAUAUUUGCUGGAUGGAUUCCUCAAACAGGUCUGACUAAUUGACGUUUGAUCUGAUUUAAGAUACUAUAGGAGUUGCAAUGGUAGUGGCUUGUGGAACACUCUUUUUUAACAUUGGAAGAAAGACAAGGUAGCCUGUCAGAAAACCGUUCUCUGUAACAGUGAAGGGAUGCCAAAAUUUUGUUGUUUACGUUUUUAUGCUCAAGACAUAGAGGCUGUGUUCUUGGAGCAGCAUGAGUGUGUGCAUCUACGUCCAUCAUUCACCGAAAGUUCAAUCAGAAUCUUCAGAAAGAGAGUGUUGUUAAUCCACAUCUCCGCUGAACUGAUAGAUCCAACAUUCAGUUGCAGAUCCAAUGUCAAUCUACUCAAAUAUUUGAGACAUGAGCUUAAAAGUCAACUUUACUUGCACUACUUCAGAUCCUACUCUGCGGUACUUCAUUUGACUGAUUGGUGCAAGUGAUCAUAGAUGCCACCGAUCGUGGCAUAAGCGCCAGUAGCUUGUUGCAGAAUUUGCUAUGAUCUUCAAAUUGUUGAGUUGAAAAAUCAAAAUGGAGAUCUUACUGUUUCACGAACGUGUAAUUAUCAAUGGCUGUACAGAGAGCCUAUUUGUAUAAUUGUGUGGUAAACUAUUAAUGUCGAUGUAACUUCUUAUUCUGUACCUCGAGUUACAUACAUAUUUAUGCAAUAUUCUCUUUCUUUGUCCUUUUA
Messenger RNA from Nymphaea colorata (pocket water lily), 2755 nucleotides. RefSeq lists its product as uncharacterized. Bases 117 to 2084 code for a protein of 655 amino acids. The record is from RefSeq and is a predicted model, not a curated record. The transcript is spliced from 11 exons. NCBI's taxonomy places the organism in Eukaryota, Viridiplantae, Streptophyta, Magnoliopsida, Nymphaeales, Nymphaeaceae.